This is a messenger RNA of Pseudomyrmex gracilis, 1510 nucleotides long. RefSeq lists its product as uncharacterized. Gene Ontology annotation, molecular function: protein heterodimerization activity; DNA binding; structural constituent of chromatin. The record is from RefSeq and is a predicted model, not a curated record. The transcript has 7 exons. The coding region runs from base 396 to 1415 and encodes 339 amino acids. Lineage: Eukaryota; Metazoa; Arthropoda; Insecta; Hymenoptera; Formicidae. Gene Ontology annotation, cellular component: nucleosome.
UGCUAUAGCUUUGAAAUGGAAAGUUAUAUUGUUUCUGUAGAUGUAAUACAGACAGACUACUGCAGAUGGCGCAUGAUAGCAUGNUUAGUGGCGNUUUAAGUGCAUAGNAUAUAUUUGCUGCGUUCAGCAGAACAAGCCGUNUUGAGCGCNAUUGGCGCUUACUUUUANAACCUUNAAAUCAANGUCGCGUAUUGGCAAGACGAUAACUCAGCAAUUGUUCUGCUGAACACAUUGGAUCUGCGAUUUUUUUAGACUUCCCGCCUUGAGUCGUCACUUUGUUCUUCCGCUGGACGCAAAGCGACGACUUUUGCCUUCAUUUAAUAAGAAUUUUGCAUGCAGUAUUGUAUCCAUACCCGAUAGAGUGAAGAUACUAGAAAUAUAUAACNAAAACAACAAUGGAUUAUUAUUCAGACUCUAGCGACAAUGAAACAUCUAGACAAAACACCGAAUCAUCUUUAAGAAGUGCAUCUUCUGUCCCAUCGAGUGGAAUACUUCAGGUACACUCAAGUAUAUUUUCAACUCGUUAUGGGAUUCCUUUUAAUAUCUACAAAAAUGCAGUAUAUAUUAGCACUUCAGCGGAACAGUUUACACAAUAUAUGGCUAUUGCUAUACUUCAAAAACAAGAUUUUGAAAUAAUCCGUGAAGAAAUGGAAAAACGUGGAAAACGGAAAACUCUAACUCAGGAACAAAUCGGUCGUAUUUGUAGAAAAUUGAGCAAUUCCAAUUCAUUCUCGAAAUUGAGAGCAUGCGUGGAGUAUUGGAUGCGAACUGAGAUGAAAUGGAAUGACGAAUGGUUUCUUUCUCAUCAAAUCAAUCGUAUUAUAGAAUAUGUUAACAAUCUGUUAAAAAAAAAGUUUAAAAACCGAGAGGAAAGAGGUGUGAUGCCAGAACCAUCAAACGGAUACAUUGUCACCGGUGACUCGGGUGACAAUGUAUCCCCCAGAAGAAAUGGAAUACUGCUGGCGACAACGUCGCGUACCUUCGCAAUUCGUCAAGAGAUGUUUCUCCCCGAUUUACAAUAUCGUGCCGAUCGUUAUAGCAUCUUCAAUCCUUCGUUUGCAAUGGUAAGGACCAAGCAAACUGCUCGCAAAUCUAUCGGAGAAAAGGCUCCUCGCAAACAACUGGCGACAAAGGCAGCUCGUAAAAGUGCGCCUGCAACUGGAGGCGUAAAGAAACCUCACCGAUAUUGUUCUAAAACUGUGGCGCAUUAUCCUUACCAGAAGUGCACCAAAUUACUGAUCGAGACGCUGCCGUUCCAACGAUUGGUUCGUAAGAUUGCUCGCAAUUUCAAGAUCAAUAUAUGCUUCGAAAGUGCAGCUAUAGCGGCUUUGCAAGAAGCGAGUGAAAAUUAUCUCGUCGGUCUCUUUAACCGUUUUAGUGCCACGCAGCGCGAUCGCGCUGUUCGCGUGCUGUAAGAAACUGUAUCGCGAUGUUCGAUCGCGAUCGGCAGUUAGCAACGCUCUCGGUUUGGAGUGUACCUUGUCGCGAGUCUGUCAGACUUCCCUCUCGU